This is a messenger RNA of Ruditapes philippinarum (Manila clam), 1392 nucleotides long. RefSeq lists its product as uncharacterized. Lineage: Eukaryota; Metazoa; Mollusca; Bivalvia; Venerida; Veneridae. The record is from RefSeq and is a predicted model, not a curated record. The transcript has 11 exons. The coding region runs from base 407 to 1249 and encodes 280 amino acids.
UUUAAUCGUAGGCUUUAAAGCUAUAUCAUGCACUUUGACGGGUCUAGACGAGUAUUGGACGUAUUCAAUCACAGUAACUGCAUCAACUGAUCGUGGAAACACAUCUGCGACAUUUCGUGUAAAGACCACAGAAGGCAAGCCAGGAAAAGUUUCUUAUCUAAAACUGAAAUCAGAAAAAGAUGUCACAAAACAGAGAUCUGUUAAUGUAACGUGGAAUGAACCAAGCAUCAGGGACAGAAACGGCAUCAUUCAGAAUUAUUCCAUAGUAUUCACAAACAGCAAUAAUGCAUCAACAUGUUUCUUCACAGACAGCUCUACAAGGUACUGUAAUUACAGUGGAUUGUUCCCUGGUAAUUAUUCUGUGGAGGUAUUUGCUAAUACAAGUGCUGGAAAUGGCCAAGUAGUUAUGAAAACAGUUUUUGUUCAGCCAGGCGCUCCGUUAAGGAUCAAUGAAUCAGAGGGUGGUCCACUGAUGGCCCCUAGUGCCGAUCAACCCAAAGAUACAGAGAGACAAAUGGCUGUCAAUCUACCAUUAAAAACAUUCCUCUGUAAUACCAGUAACGGAUAUCCGACAAAGUGGGGCGUGAUUGUUGCACAAAAUGACCAAGCAACAGAUGAGCCGUUUUUUGGAAGUGUUCGGGAUUUUACAGACAGAAUAUCAAAAGUUUAUAAAACGUGGUUUGACGUAAAGGAUAUGGAUUCUAUUAAACCUUACUUGGCAACAUAUCUUAAUCUUACGGACUCUUGUCAACAAAUUAAUGGUGUAGUGACACAAACAGAACACAGUACAGUCAUGUCACAUAACAUUAACAAGUCUUGUAAGCCUUGUUUGAAUUCAGGUACCCAGAAAAAGCGUAGUGUAACGCAGCGUGAUGUCGAAACGCAUCAAAGAUUUGUUGUAGGACUGGAUGGCAAGUGUUCAGGCCAACAAACUGACCGGUUUUGUAAUGGUGAAUUGCAACCAGGGCGUAGUUACAGGGUGAAAACGUUUGCUUGUACAAUAAACGGGUGCACGGAGACGAAAUAUUCAAAUCCUAUAUCAACAGAUCCAGAUCUUACAGUUGCUGUAGCUUCUGGUAUAUCCUCGGCAAUAGUUGUCCUUGCCAUUGUUGGUGUUGUGGUUUUCGUUCUGAGAAGAAAACAGUUGGCUUGUUUCUCGAAAGAUGAUGGUAGACUGGUUACACAGUCUCCAGAUGAAGGAAUUCAUCUUGAUAAAAUUGAACAUACUAAAAAGAAUCCUUCCAGGUAGGAUAUAUUUUAAUAAGAAGUAUUUUAGAUACAUAAACCACAACUCACUUUUAAUGGCAACAGGCACAAAAAUAUAAUUAAGCUCAAUCUUGAUUACCAUUGCAAUACUCGCAAGUUUGAACUCAAUAAUAUCAUUUUGUGAAG